This is a messenger RNA of Pomacea canaliculata, 3301 nucleotides long. RefSeq names its product dynein assembly factor with WDR repeat domains 1-like. Gene Ontology annotation, cellular component: nucleus; cytoplasm. Gene Ontology annotation, molecular function: ubiquitin binding. Bases 119 to 1366 code for a protein of 415 amino acids. The transcript is spliced from 13 exons. The record is from RefSeq and is a predicted model, not a curated record. Lineage: Eukaryota; Metazoa; Mollusca; Gastropoda; Architaenioglossa; Ampullariidae. Gene Ontology annotation, biological process: proteasome-mediated ubiquitin-dependent protein catabolic process; ubiquitin recycling.
GAUACUAGAAAGUAAUAGUAAUAAUUAAAUUAAAUACUAUUUUAAAAAGUAAGUGAUUUGGAGUAGUGCGCCUUGUAAUUGACGCCAUGUUAGAUUCUCCUAGAAACAGUACACAAAGAUGAAGCUGAAACGUUUUCUUCUUCGUUAUUAUCCCCCAGGCAUAAUAUUGGAGUACGAACAAGGUGGAGCGAUGAAGACAAAAACUAUCAAUCUUUUAGACUUACAACCAGACACAGAUGUUGAUGCUGUUGUGGGGGAAAUUUCCAAGAAAGAGCAACUAAUUACUUCAUCUAGCACAGAACAAGUUCGAAAGCUCAUAAUUCGCUUACAGGAAAAGCUGUCGCAGAGUGACGACCACACUUUUCACUUGUUCAAGGUGUUGCGAGCACACAUCCUGCCACUGACUAAUGUGUCCUUCAACAAAUCAGGAUCAAAUUUUAUAACUGGAAGCUAUGACAGAACAUGCAAAGUCUGGGAUACAGCCUCUGGGGAAGAGCUCCAUACGUUAGAAGGCCACCGCAAUGUUGUAUAUGCUAUUUCCUUCAACAACCCAUUUGGGGAUAAGAUUGCGACGGGAUCUUUUGACAAAACCUGCAAACUGUGGAGCACAGAAACUGGCAAGUGCUUUCACACAUUCCGAGGACACACUGCAGAAAUAGUUUGUGUAAGCUUUAACCCUCAGAGUACUGUAGUUGCUACGGGAAGUAUGGAUACUACAUGUAGACUCUGGGACGUGGAGAAAGGAGUUGAAACCAUCAGCCUUGUGGGUCAUUCUGCAGAAAUUAUCUCCUUGUCGUUCAGUUCUUCAGGGUCAGAAAUCCUCACUGGAUCCUUUGACCAUACAGUUGCACUGUGGGAUGCCAGGACUGGCAAAAAAAUUCACACGUUAAUUGGCCACAAAGCAGAAAUUAGCAGCGCUCAGUUCAACUGGGACUCUUCACUUAUUGCCACUGGAUCUAUGGACAAGACAUGCAAAAUUUGGGACUUUAACACUGGACGCUGCAUUGGAACACUAAGGGGCCAUAAUGAUGAAGUCCUAGAUGUUGCUUUUGACCUACGAGGGCAACACUUGGUCACAGCCUCAGCAGACAGCACUGCUCGCUGCUAUGAUGCCUUGACCCAUGGCCUCAUAUGCAAAUUUGAAGGGCAUGAAGGGGAAGUUUCCAAGAUAACAUUUAACCCCCAAGGCACCACAGUUUUGACAGCCAGUGCAGACAAGACUGCUCGUCUGUGGGACCCAGAAACUGGAGCGUGCAAGCAGGUGCUGGAGGGCCACACCGAUGAAAUUUUCAGCUGUGCAUUUAAUUAUGAAGGAAACACCAUUAUUACAGGGAGCAAAGACAAUACCUGCAGGUUAUGGAGAUGAGACAAUGACAAAGUUAACAUCUGUUCCAUGGGAUGAUGUGGAUGACCCAUUUUGUGUUCAGAAGCCUAACAGUUUUUGGUGCUUUUAUGCUGAACCUGCUACAGUUGUUUGUAGCUUGUAAACAUUGGGUUGUUACAAUCAGCAGUGAUAAGUCAUUUGGUGGAGUUGCAUAGUCAAAAAAAAACAAGAAUGUAUUUUUAUAAACUGUAGUCAGGACAAAUGAAUUUGUCAAGUGUCCAUUUGCAUAGCUGUGUUGAUGAUGAGCUCUUCAGUUUUAAUCAUUUUCAAAAUGCUAUGGUAGUAAUACAUUAAUAAGCAGUGUUCUUAUCCUCCUAUAGCUAUGUGGAACCUCAUGAAGUGAUGUUGUCAAACUGUUGUGGUAGAAUCAGGCUUUCAGAUAUAAAAAUAAAAAAGGACAUGCGAUAUUUUUCAUUUCAAUCCAGAAAAGUCAACAAUUUUGCUUACUUGGCUCCUUCAGCGGACAUGCAUAUCAGGACAUAUCAGGAGUUUUGUGCUGAGCUGUUCCUUAAAAAUGCUGCACCAGACUUUGAAAACAAGACCAGUUGUUUUUGCAAACCAAAAAAAUAUCACACAUCUCACAAAAUUUCUUUAUAAUUUUCUCAAGUGAUCUUUUACUGAACUGACAGCGCUGAGUGCCUAAAAUAUACCAUGGAAAAAUGUAGUUGUGGAAUUAUGUUUACAUCAUUUUUCAGAGAUUAUGGGCAGAUCAUAGUGUGCAUUUAAAUGUUCUUUCUCCAUUACUCUAGUCACAGUCUAGAUAACUGCAUAAAACUGUUGCCAAAAAAUUAUACAAAAAUGAAAUCGAAAGAAAAAGUUGGGUAUUUCUGCAUUGAUUUUGAAGAUUAGCAUGAUUAUAUUUAUUUUAUGGGUUUUAACUUUGAUGUGGUGUUUCAUGUACACAGUCAGAAAUUAGUACCUUUUUUUCACUCUGUGCUGACAACAAUGUUUUGUGGGUUCAUCUUCCAUAAGACAGCACUUCAGAAAGAUAAGACUCAGCAGCUCCUGAACACUGUUAAGAUAUACAGAUUUUUAAAGUGCCUUGCAAAUGAUGUUCCUUGCUUAGAACUUGUAUCAUGUAUCUGAAAAAUAAGGAGCAAAGAUGUUUUCUUCUUGUUCCUAUUCGCCCCCAGUGGAGCAUAGUGCCACAACCAAAUGCUGUGUUAUAGGCAUGGUUAUUUAUGAAAUAUCAGGGUUCUCUAUCAAUACUAUCAAUCACAUAUAAUGUUGACAGUAGUAGUAUUUCCAGCCAUAUCUACUUGCUGUUAUGUGUGACUGUACAUUACUGCUCUGUGUGAUAUUACACCAGUUGUUAUCCUGGAGUUUAAAUAGUGUUAUCAAGUAAUCAUUGCCCUCAGCACUUCUACUUGCCUAUGAUCUGUAAAUAAUGAUAAAUUAUUAACUAUGAAUAAUGUUUUAAAGAACUAAAGUUGAUAAGGAGGUGUGUUUAUCCUAGCACAUUUAAAUGAGAUGCGAAGGAAUCAUUUAAGUAGUUUUGUCAUAUUAACUUGGUUGAAUGUGCUGCUUGUGGGCGUUAAUGCCUUUUUGUUAAGACCUUGUUCCACUUUUACAGCUGAAGUAUGUAAAUUAAGUGUGAAUGAAGAAGCAGUUUUGAUGGAGUUUUUUUGUUGUGCUAGUCUUGCUUAAAAGCAUUUUUCUAGAUAUGCCUCUGUCAAAUUAAGAUCUCCAAGAAAGAAUAGGGUUUAUAUAUAAAAUCUGCUUCUUUAGACAUUGUACUUUUCAUCGUACACAAAUUUCUGUGAUUACAUUUUGUUAGAAACAUUCCAUUUUGUAGUUCGCAUUAUUUGAUAUUUUAAUAUUUUCUGAGACAUUAUGUAUGUCUGAGAUUUUGCAGUUGUAUGUUAAAGGUCGUUGUGAGCAGUUAUGCAUCAAUAAAGUGAUGAUGGCUUAAAAAAA